Sphaerodactylus townsendi is the source of this 4373-nucleotide messenger RNA. It is a transcript of the gene RASL10A, whose product is annotated as RAS like family 10 member A. The transcript is spliced from 3 exons. The record is from RefSeq and is a predicted model, not a curated record. Gene Ontology annotation, molecular function: GTP binding; GTPase activity. Lineage: Eukaryota; Metazoa; Chordata; Lepidosauria; Squamata; Sphaerodactylidae. Bases 1154 to 1765 code for a protein of 203 amino acids.
CUCCCCUCUCCGAGCGCCCCUGCCCUUCUCACGUGCUUGACCUCCCCAACUCGGGAGCCGCUCUCCCUGCCGCAGCUCCGUCCCCGAGCCCGGCUGAUGAUCUCAGCGGGGGCCAAGCCUGGCCGGAGCGAGGGCCACCGCCGAGCCCUGUCCAAGGUGCUGAAAGACCGCGCGGGCCGGGCAGUCCGCGUGCAAUGCGCUUGCCUCCCUUUACGCAUCGCUCUCCGCUGCGCUCGGGACGGGCUUAGGUAACCAGGCGAGGCGGCAGCCACGGAGCCAGCCCUGCCCCGCCGGCCACCAUCGUCGGCGGGGCGGCCAUCUGCGGGACACUUGGGCGGCCAGGAUGAGGCCACAGCCGGGCAGGAUCCCGGUUCACUGAAGAGGCAGAGAUGCCCGGGAGGGUGCACAGGCGCAGGGCCAUCCUGGAGCCCCUUCGGGAAGCUGGAGCGGCUCCGCAAUCCCGGGUGGCGUUUCCCAUCCACACUGGCUCCUGGCUGGUAGCAAGAAUCCGGAGCAAGAGCUGCCCGAGAGGGGCUGGAAAGGGACGGUGACCGCUCCGGCUUUCGCCUCUUCUCCUCCCCCCUCCCUCCCGCUGGUUCGGGACUUGGCAAGUUCUCUCCCCGCCGCCCCUCUUUCCGCGGGGCCGGCAGAAGGCGAGCGCAGCCCUCGGAGCGGCUUCACUCGGUCCCGUUGGAGAACGAGCGCGGCAGAGACACUAACCGGAGCCAGCAGCCUCCACCCCAUCCCGCGAGGCCGCCUGUCAGCUCCAAUCCCGCUCCCUCUCUUGACAGCCGCCCGACUCCGAGAACUUCAUCUCCCCGCUCGGGUCUCCAAUCGGAAUGCAAUUUCUUUUUAUGGAGGCUCACCAGCUGCUGCUACUCCUGGGACGGCGCCUGGACGGCACAGAAGGCACUUCGCUCCUCUGGGGAGUUCUCUUUGGGGAUGAGGCGUAGCAGCGAACGAGAAGGAAUCCGCUCCAGAUGUUGGCGAGAUCCUUCCAGCUGAGCGAGGCGUAGAGAACCUGGGCCGGGAAAGUGGUAAAUUCAGCCUCCUUGGACUUUUCCACGAUGUGAUUGAUCUCCUCUCCCCUCCGCCCUUCUCUUGGGGGAGGGGGGCGCCGCCGGGGAGCUGUCCGAGGUCCUGCAAGCAGACCAUGGUGGAGACCUUGUCGGUGGCUGUCUUGGGAGCCCCGAAAGUGGGCAAAACGGCCAUCAUCCGCCAGUUCCUCUAUCACGACUUCACAGAGAAAUACAGGCCCACGGAAAGCCGCUACACCUACAGGCCAUCGGUCAUUUUCAACGGGAACAUGUAUGACAUGAAGGUCAUGGAUGUGCCCUAUUUGACGGCCUUCCCUGCAAACAGCGCUCAGGAAUGGUCAGACCUCAAGAGCCGAGGGUUGAGGAACACAGAUGCCUACGUGCUGGUGUACGACAUCUGCAAUCCCGAAAGCUUUGAGUACGUGAAAAUGAUCCGUCAGCAGAUACAGGAAAACAGGACAAGCAGUGCCAACGAAGUGCCCAUCAUCGUGGUAGGGAACAAGCGGGACCAGCAAAGGCAGCGCUUCAUGUCCCGGCGGGCCCUUUCGGUGCUUGUGAAGAAAAGCUGGAAAUGCGGCUACAUGGAGUGCUCGGCCAAAUACAACUGGCACGUUGUGCUCCUCUUUAAGGAGCUGAUGUGCACCGUUUUGGCCCGGGGGUGCAAGAACAACCACUCUACCACGCGCCUGCAGGGGGCACUGCACAGAAACAGGUGCUGCCUUAUGUGAGGAGAUGCACCCUUCCAAUGGCAAGCUAGUUCAUGUGCUCUUCCAAGGGGUUGGGAACUUCUGAGUAGAGAGAUCUGGAUUUGGGAGUCAAUUCCAGGUAGUCCGUUUUGGUUGCCGUAGCCAUGUGAAAGGGCUGUGGAUUGACUGCUGUCCAAGAAGGCAACCUUGUUGGGAAACUAAGCUUGGUAACUGCUUCCUGUGGAAGAUUUAGGGUGUCCUUACGGGUGGCAGAAUGGGAGGCAGAUAAUUCUGGAGCACAGGCCACUGAAUUCACAGGAGCUGUCUAAAAGCAUGACAAUCCAUUUUAAUAGGGUUUGUGCCAGAGAAUCUCUCAGUGUUCAUAAGCAGAGGGGGUGGGGAUAGCAUUUUUCACUUGAGAGUCACAAUAUUUCAAACUGGCUGUCCUACACCUGAAUACAAACAGCUGUAGUUAGAUAGAGAGAUCCUUAAAAUGUCUCAGUUGAGACCAAGGGACUGUGUAGUCCAGCAGACCUCUUUUGCAUGGCAACACCCCCUCCCCACAGAAGAUCACCAGCAAAGUGGGAAGGCAACCGCUUGACCCAACCCCUAGCAUUCAGGAAGUGGGCUGCCUCUGAAUAUGGAUGCAGCAUUCAGCUACCGUGGCUGAAAACGUGAACCAGGAAGAGCCAAAGGCCCAUCGAAUCCAGCACCCUGUUCCCAGCAACAGCUGGGAAGCCGCCUCCCGGAAGGCUUCGAGCAGAUGAGGAUCUCAUGACUUCUGCUCAUCAAAGCUCCACUUAUCUCAGUGGCUUGUGGGUUUCCGUCCAAAGAACCCUCCAAUAUUUGAGGCAGUGUGGCUUCAAAUGUUGGCUGCAGGCAAACGGUGUAUGAUGGUUAGAUCUGACUAGCCUCCUUUGGAAAGAAGCCAUGGUCUGGUCCAGGAAAGCAAGUCUUGUGAUGGCUCUGCCCUUUCGCUCACAGGCAGGGCUAGCCCAAACUGUUUUCCUGACUGCAGCGGGAAACCUAUCUCUCUCUGCUUAAGCCACUACAGGCCCCGAGCUGCUUGAGCAUAGUCUGCUGGGUGCUGCUGGGUAUCUCCCGGCCAUUCUAAUGGGGCUCAAAUAAGAGGACUUUCCAUUGUACAUGAGAGAGCCACCCAUGGCUUUCCUACGCCUGACCAACCAGAAGCACCAGCUGUCCACACCCCCAGAGGGUCUGGCUCUUUGCAUGUUGCUAUUCAUUUCCUUGAAUGUGCGGGCCUGAACGAGGCAUGUAUGCAAACUGCAUGGUAUUGUGCAGGGCAAGCAGGCACUGAAAGGCUGGCCAUCAUGCAGGUGAAAGGCUGGCCACCAUGCAGGUGAAAGCAGCAAGCUGCCAAGCAUAGCAGCUUCAAGAAGCCACGGGGAGCUUUGUGAACUGCGCCCCCCCCCAAAGAGACCGAAUAGAGGAGGGGGAUGUUGGGGGGGGGGAGGGAUUUCUUUUUUCCAAGCCGAGAAAGGAAUCAAGACUUGCAAUUGCAGAAGUCCGAAAAGGAAUUAAUCCAGCAGUCACUUCUGCCUUCUCAGGAAUUUACCAUGGGAGGGCCUGUUUCUGUGGCCCCCUACCACGUACCACAUCCACAAGAGCACCCACCACAAAUUCACUCAGAAUGAAGGUUGCACAACAUUCUGUGUUGGCACUACUGCAAACGUGGCCAGCAAAUGCCCUUUGAACUACUGGGUUGCAUUGGAAAAGUGGAGGAGGAGGAGCGUAUAGCUGCUCUCCCCUUCCUGCUUUUUUUUUAUAAGUGGGUGACUUCUCUUGCCCAGUAUCCUAUGCUGGGCUAUUUGGCUUCCUUUGGAUUAAAAAGACCCUGAUGCAAAGUCUUGUAAAGAGGGGUGCUUUCUUCGUCUCUCAUCCUGUACCAAUCCUUCUGCCAGUCUGCCCCGUGGAAGGUAGCAGGUUAAGGAACUCCUCUGAAAUGUCUUGUUGGAGGUAGCUCCUCCUGUGGGUCUGUCGGGGGUAAAUCCCCCCCCCCCCCGCGUACAAUGCCAGUAGUGGUUGCUCCGCAAAAGCCCCACAAGGGUCCUGGAGAUCCUUGCGCCCAUCCCAGCUGAAAUGCUGCCCUGAGCCCAAUGUUGUCGAGAUAGGGAGGGAUAUACAUUAAACAAAUAAAUACAUCUGUGUCCCACCUUUCCAAAACAGCAGCAGGAGCAGCAAGCCCACCAAGAGAUUCUUCAUCACGUGAGCACAAAAAGCUGCCUUAUAAUGAGACACGUCAUUGGUACUAUUGUCUGCUCCGGCUGACAGCAGUCCUAGGUGACUGAAUUUCAUGUUGCUCUUUUUGACCCUUUUAAAUGGACACGGGGGGUGGGGGAGUUUAAAUCUGGGACCUUCUGCACACAAAACAGAGGCUUUAUCACUGAGCCACAAGCCUUUCCCCAAAGCUCCAGACAAAUAGCAGAGCGUGGUUGUUGUUUAUACAAUCACAGUGCGAUUGUGUGAAAUUAAGUCCUGGUUAAGGGCUAUCUAUCCCCACUGUGCAACACCAAGCUCCAAAAUCUGGACAUAGAAGAAGAGGAGUUUGGAUUUAUAUGCCCCCUUUCUCUCCUGUAAGAAGCCUCAAAGGGGCUUAAAAUCUCCUUUCCCACCCCACUCCCCACAACAA